AAUGGGGAUGUCUAAAUUUCUGUAUUUAUUUUUUAUUUUUGCUUUUUUGUCAUCAAUUCGAGCAACUUUUUAUGAAAAUGAUAAAAUUACUUUUCAUAUUCCUUUAAUUGGUGUUCCAUUAAAAGAAUCGAUUUUUUUUCACAAACCUAUUUCUUAUCAAAAUAGUUUGAUUUAUUUAGCAACAGAAAAAAAUAUUCUUGCUGCUAUUAACAGUAAAGAUGGUAGUUUAGUUUGGAGACAAAAAUAUGCGGAGAAUGAUCCUAUCAAUGCGAUUAAACCAUUAGAUUCAAAAAUUAUUUCUCUUUCUAAUUCGUCAAACGUUAGAGCAUGGAAUGCAUUAACCGGCUUCUUAAUUUGGGAAGAAACACUUCAGAAUUUUUUUUUAGAUAAUAGAUAUGUUAUUAAAAUUUUUGAAAAUAAUAUAACAUCAAAUAAAGAUAUUAUACUUUUGACAUCAAAUACGAUAUAUUUUUUAGAUAGUAACACGGGAUCUCAAAUCUGGUGUUACGGAAAGAACGUAGAGAGACUACCAAUAUUUUUGUCAAUAUCCAAUUCAUUUGUAUAUGUUGUCGAAUCGAGAGUAUCAUCAAAUACAUAUUUUAUAUCAGUUUCAAAAUUGGAUGGAAAAACUGGGAAUAAGAUAGCAUCAAAUUAUCUAUUUUCAAUAUCAAAACUUGAUGAUAUUAUCUAUGUAGGAAGUUCUCCUUUACCUAUAAUAGUAUGGAGAAAUUCUAGUAUUUCUAGCUCUCUCUCUAUAUAUGAUUUUGAUCGAAAUAUUACUCAUAUUAUAAAUAUAGAAAUACCCUUUAGUUCCGUUAAAUUAUAUUCAUCUGAGCAUUCUAAUGUGAUUUCUCCGUCUAUUUUGCUUCAUUUCACUUCUAAUUCUUAUCAAAAGACAUGGGCAAGUGUUUUUUCUUUUAAAUCAAAUUCUUCGAUUUUAAAAUUGUAUGAAAUAUCAUCAAUAUCAGCUACAUCAUGUUUCUUUGCUACAAUUUAUGCAUUUAAUAUUUUUUAUAUUCAUUCAUAUAUCAAUAAGUUCGGUUCUAUAACUAUAGAUACAUAUGGAGAUAAAAACAAUUCUAUUUUAAAUACAUGGAAUAUAUCUCAAAAUCAAUCCCAUUCUCAUCUUGAACAAAUUAUAUCAAAUUUUUUUCAAAAAAAAGAUAAUUCAACUAUGAUAAAAUCAGUUGUAGUAAUGUCAGAUGGAGUAAUUUAUAUGGUGAAAGAAUCUUCUAUUUUAUGGCAUCGCGAAGAAUCUUUGUCUUAUUCAAUUCACGCAGAAUUCUUUCAGCUUCCUCAAAAACAUAUAGUUUUAAUAGAAAAUGAUUCUUUAAAGAAAUCAAAUUUUUUGCCUUCUAUUUAUAUAAAAAGAAUUAUUAGGCAUUUUAAUAAAUUAAAAGAAAUUAUAAAAUAUAUAGUUUCAUCUAUUAGAAAAAAGCUUUCAAAGAAAUAUAAAGAUACAUCAAAUAUACAAAAAACUAGACUACGAAAAAACGUAUUUGGUUUAAAGCAAAUUAUUAUUGUCAUUACCUCUAAAGGAAAGAUAUUAGCGUUGGAUCCUUUUUUUUCUGGUAUAAUUAUAUGGUCAAAUAAUUUAGGAAACAAAUUUGAUUAUAAAGGCUUAUGGAUUAUUAAAAAAAGUAAAACAUUAAAUGACAUUCCUGUUAUUGCAGUUCUUGGGAGAAGUUUUCAAGAUAUGCACUUUUGGAGAAUAAAUGGCCUAACUGGAGAAAUAAUAAAUUUUAAAAAGGUUGAUAAUGACAUUAAGAAUUCUUUUAUCUUAGAUCAUAUUUCAACAAAUGACUCCAAUGAAAAUAUUAUAGUUGGAAUAACAGAAGACAAAAAGGUUAAGCUUUUAUACGAUACUUCAAAAGCUCUUCCUAUUUCUAUGUUAGAAAAUUUAUCUAAUAUAUAUUUUUCUACUAAGAAUCUAAAUACCUUAGAAGGAUAUUUUCUGGAUUUUAAGAAUUUAUAUGCUAACGUUACAUGGACUAUUGAUUUUCCUUCUUCUGAAUCCAUCAUUUCUCUAUCAUUUAGAAAUAAAAAUGAAAAAAUAGCAUCUAUUGGACGUGUUCUUGGGGAUCGCUCUGUGUUAUACAAGUAUUUAAAUUCUCACUUUUUAGCAGUUGCAACGGGAAACGAAGAAGAUUCAAAAUUGAACAUUUAUUUAAUAGAUAUGGUUAAAGGAAUGAUAUUACAUACUAAUCAUUAUAAUAGUGUUGAUAUUUCAAAGGGAGUAGAAAUAUUAUUAACAGAAAAUUGGAUAGUAUAUCAGUUUUGGAUAGAAAAACCUACAAAAGGGUAUCAAAUUGUUAUUUCAGAAUUAUAUGAAAGUGAAACAAGAAAUAAGAGAAAUAAGGGAGAAAAUUCUACUUCAAUUUAUAAUAUUCCUUUGCCCUUUGUAAUAUCUCAAGCAUAUCUUUAUCCACGUCGAAUCCAUGCAUUCACUAGUGUAUUAACACGAUAUGGAAUUACAUCACGAGAUAUUAUUUCUUAUAUCGACUCUAACCAAAUUAUUAUAAUUCCUAAAAAACUACUUGAUCCUCAAAGACCAAUUUUGACGAGCAAUAAAAUCCCAUCGGAAUCAAUUAAAGGGCUAAUUCCAUAUGACGUAAAUUUAUUCAUAGAUUCAAAAAUUAUAAUCAGUUGUAAGAAUGAGGUUUAUGGAAUAAAAAAUAUAUUGUCUAGCCCAACAUUACUAGAAAGUACAUCAUUAAUAUUGGCGUAUGGCCAUGAUAUUUUCUUUACAUAUGUUACUCCAAGUAAUUCUUUUGAUGUUCUCAAUCCUAGUUUCAAUAAAUUUCAGUUAUUGUUAACUAUUUUUUUACUUAUUGUUGGACUUUUUUUAUUAAGAUCAAUAAUAAAAGUUAAAUUAUUAAAAAAGAAAUGGUUAGUAAUAUAAAAAAUUAAAUUGC
Molecule: messenger RNA, 2915 nt
Organism: Pneumocystis murina B123
Lineage: Eukaryota; Fungi; Ascomycota; Pneumocystomycetes; Pneumocystales; Pneumocystaceae
Exons: 10
Biological process (GO): protein folding in endoplasmic reticulum
Cellular component (GO): EMC complex
Molecular function (GO): protein binding
Source: RefSeq, a predicted model, not a curated record